Messenger RNA from Caenorhabditis auriculariae, 2629 nucleotides. The record is from the annotation of a GenBank genome assembly. Lineage: Eukaryota; Metazoa; Nematoda; Chromadorea; Rhabditida; Rhabditidae.
AUGGAGGGUUAGUUGAAGAAUCGAAAGGGAAUUUGAAGAAAAUACGACUUUUUAGACACUUUUCGAUACAAAAUUUUGAAAUUGGGCGGCCUCUGGGUAAGGGGAAAAUUCGGAAGCGUGUAUUUAGCUCGAUUGAAGGAUUCUCAUUAUGUUGUCGCAUUGAAGGUAUAAAAGUAUGGAAUGUCGCUGAUUUAAUAAUUGUUUUCAGGUGCUUUUCAAAUCACAGCUUGUUAAAGCCAGUGUCGAACACCAAUUGGAGCGAGAAAUUGAAAUUCAAGGGCAUCUCAGGUACAAAAUUAUCCGUUUUAUUAUUUUGAAUAUAUACUUUUCAGGCAUCCAAACAUCCUAAAGAUGCACACCUAUUUUUGGGACUCUAAGAAAAUCUACCUGGUUCUGGAAUACGCGCCCGGCGGCGAAAUGUACAAAUCCCUUCAGAAGGCGCGCAAAUUCACAGAAGCACAGACGGCAGUGGUCUUUUGAUCGAAAUUUUGAAACGUGUACCUCAAUUAAUUGCAGUACAUGUAUGAAAUCGCGGACGCCCUGUCCUACUGUCACAUGAAAAACGUGAUCCACCGGGACAUCAAGCCCGAAAAUUUGCUUAUCGGCGUCAAGGGAGAGCUGAAAAUCGCCGAUUUCGGCUGGAGUGUCCACGCGCCCAGCAAAAAGUUUGUGUCAUAUUUUUCAAAAUUUAUUUAUCCCGUGAUCAAAAAAAUUUCCAUGCAAAAUUAUCUCUGAAUCUCCAAAAUUUAGUUAUCUUUUUCACUCUUUGACGGCUAUUUUAAAUUUCCGCUUUAGUGAUUUUCUUUUAGAAAAAAAAAGAAUUAAUCAAAUCAGUCAUUUCAUGGUGGCCUUAUUCACGAUUCGAACAAAAUGUCGUUUUUAAUAAAUUUUUCUGUAUCCAGUACAUCUAAUCGAGCUCAUGCUACAGUAACUUCAUUUAAAAACCUUUUUUUUGGAAAAUCAUUUUUCGAAAUUUUUUUCAUCAGGAUAUUUUUAUUUAUGAACUUCUUGCUUCUGAUUUCGAUUAUUCAUGAUUUUCCGGUACUUAUUCUGUUUUUGAUACACGCUUUAUACAGCAAAAAAAAUUGAUGAGACCUUGAUACAUUGGUUAUUUUUUCUGUCCGCUCUUUAAAAAAAAACUUUGUUCCAAGAAAAAAGAUUUCGAAUCUUAAAGUUGUUUUGUCUUUUAUUGGUCUCAAUGCGAAAAUAUAUGAGUGAAUAUUGUGGAAUUUCCUUCUUUUUUUUUUAAAUGGCACAAAAUCUCGGGGACAUCGCUAGACUUGACAGUAUUAACACAAAAUAAUGGAAAAUACGAGUUAUUUUUGAAAUAAAGUCCAAAAUUUAAAGCGAAAAAUUUGCAAUAGGUGAAUUCCUUCUGUUUUGAACACGAUAUUAUAACUUUUUUGAAAGGCGUGGUAUUGAUAUAACUAUUUCUCAGGAGAAUGACCAUGUGCGGAACUUUGGACUAUCUUCCACCAGAAAUGGUUCGCGGAAGGGAACACAGCGAUAGUGUAUGUUUUAUUAUUCCUUUUUUCAAAGUAACUUGCGAUUUCGAAAUGGACGUUUUAUGCAUUAAAAAAGAUGCUAAUUACGCGAAGCUGGCUUUUUUUAAAAAGUGGCAGCGAGAAAAUUUGGGUUACAACGAAAUGGCGAAUGUUAACUAUUUAAAAAAAUUCAGAAGUUGGGUUUUAAAAAAUCCUCGUUGUAGAAUCCAAUAUUUCUCGAGGCCCCAGUACCGGCGGAAAAGAUAGGAAAUCAUUUUUUGCUCACAACUUCCUUAAAUGGAGCUCAAUUCUUUUUGAAACUUUCUAAGCACGACAUGCAUUUUGGACGUUUCAGGUGGAUCUCUGGGCGAUCGGAGUCCUUUGCUACGAAUUUCUGGUCGGUCGGCCUCCGUUCGAAAAUGACAAACAGGACGUGACUUACGCAAAAAUAACGUCGGUAAGAAGAUCAUAUUUUUAAACAUUUGUUUUUUUUAGCUUCAAUGUGGAAAGUUUUCACAAUUUUUAGGCGUUUUCGAAGUUUCUUUUUGGAGAAAAUGACUUGAAGUAGCUUUAGAAAAUGUUGGGUGAAAUUUCAGUUUUAUUUUUUUCUACUUUUUAGGUUAGAAAAUUUGAUAGUUUGCAUGUUUAUUCAUUCCACCAGAGAUUUCUUGAGUUCCCAGAGAAAUAUGGUCUGCUUAAGAUUACAGGGAUGACACAAAUAAUUGAUUUUUUUGAAAAAUUUUCGAAUCAAAAUGUAAUUUUUUUAAGUUAAGAAUGAAAGUUCCAUCUCAUUUAUAAGCUUCGUAAUAUUUAUUCUCUUGUAAAGCUGUCCUGAAUUCAUUAAAAUUUAUUUCCACAAAAGGGCUGAUUGAGCUAAAACUGGAAUCAAUUCAUCUUGAAUAAAUUUUUGAGCUUUUCAGGUGGAUUAUCGGUUCCCCGAGCAUGUCUCUCAAGGCGCGCGUUCCCUGAUCAAAGGCCUUUUGCAGAAAGAUCCGACCAAAAGAACGAGUCUUUUGAAUGUUAGCAAAAUAUUCUUCAUUUAGAUAUAAUUCCGUUUCUUUCAGGUGAUGCAGCACCCGUGGGUGGAAAAGCAUGCGCGAAGUGAAACGGACUGCCGAAAAAAGAGCCAAUCAACACCAACAUGA